CGGGACUUGUGCGAUCACAUGACCUGCUGCUUGCUGCUACACCAGGAAGUGGCCUGCGGGUUCCAUGGCUGCAGAAGCAAAAGAAACCGAGGAACUGUCAAAACACUCCAACGAUUCAGAGGAUUCUGAUUCCAGCGAAGACAGCAGCAGUACAUCAGAAAUGGAUUUCUUGCGUAACCUUUUCUCCCGUACUCUCGGUAUUGGUACCCCUGAAAAAGUUUUGGAGGAGCUAAACUUGGAAGGAGUGAGCAGGUUCAUGCUUAGUGGAAAAUGUAAGAAUGUGGUAUGUAUGGUGGGAGCAGGCAUCUCAACAUCUGCAGGAAUACCUGACUUCCGUUCACCAGGCAGCGGACUUUACGCUAACCUCCAGAAAUACAAUUUGCCGUAUCCAGAGGCCAUCUUUGAAAUAGGAUUUUUUAAGCAAAAUCCAGAACCCUUUUUUGCUCUUGCCCGAGAACUCUACCCUGGCCAAUUUAAGCCGACAGUCUGCCAUUACUUUGUUCGGAUGUUAAAGGAAAAGGGUCUGUUACUGCGUUGCUACUCUCAGAACAUUGACACAUUGGAGAGGGUGGCUGGCCUGUCCUCUGAGGACCUGGUGGAGGCUCAUGGAACAUUUCACACUUCUCACUGUGUUGGAACUUUUUGUAAAGCGGAAUAUCCCCUGUCCUGGAUGAAAGAAAAGAUCUUUUCUGAUCUGAUUCCAAAAUGUGACAAAUGCAACAAUCUGGUCAAGCCGGAUAUUGUGUUCUUUGGGGAAAGUCUGCCAUCCCGGUUCUUCUCUGCUCUCAAAUCUGACUUUUCCAAAAUAGACCUCCUCAUCGUCAUGGGAACAUCCCUACAGGUGCAGCCGUUUGCAUCUCUGGUCAGCAAGGUUCCUAGUAAGACACCACGGCUAUUAAUAAACAAAGAGAAAACUGGAGAAGGAGACACGUUCUUCAGCAUGCUUGGUUUGGGAGGAGGAAUGGAUUUUGAUUCUGAGAAAGCAUACAGGGAUGUAGCCUGGCUUGGAAACUGUGAUGAUGGUUGCCUCGCAUUAGCUGAGUUGCUGGGAUGGAAGGCUGAGUUGGAAGAGCUGGUAAAGAAGGAACAUGCAGCAAUAGAUGCUGCGUCGCAGAAAAGCGAGAAGAAACCUAGCCAAAAUGAAGAAAAGUCUCCCCCUUCAGAAAAGACUGCUGAAAAAUCUAAUGAAUAAGAUUUGUCCAAGAUUCACCUUGGACAAGUGAUUUUUUUAACUAAAGAUUACAGGUAUCGGUAUAACAGAACAAAAACAUUGACUGUUAACCAUAAAAUGUAUAGGGCUUCAGAAAAUUUCUUGUUAUGAUAAUGGAGAGAAUCCAGAGAAUUUGUAGUUGUAAUCAUGGGACACAUGCGAACAGAUAACUGAAAACCCAUAUUGUGGGUUUUAUCAGUUUGUUUAUCUCUGUUAUAAA
Spea bombifrons (plains spadefoot toad) is the source of this 1430-nucleotide messenger RNA. RefSeq names its product sirtuin 2 (gene SIRT2). Gene Ontology annotation, molecular function: NAD+ binding; histone deacetylase activity, NAD-dependent. The transcript is spliced from 16 exons. Lineage: Eukaryota; Metazoa; Chordata; Amphibia; Anura; Pelobatidae. The record is from RefSeq and is a predicted model, not a curated record. Bases 65 to 1192 code for a protein of 375 amino acids.